Molecule: messenger RNA, 14707 nt
Organism: Pongo pygmaeus (Bornean orangutan)
Lineage: Eukaryota; Metazoa; Chordata; Mammalia; Primates; Hominidae
Product: taste receptor type 2 member 64-like
Exons: 1
Biological process (GO): G protein-coupled receptor signaling pathway; sensory perception of taste
Cellular component (GO): membrane
Molecular function (GO): G protein-coupled receptor activity; bitter taste receptor activity
Source: RefSeq, a predicted model, not a curated record
AAACAAACUGGUGGUGUAUGAAACAUUUUAAAUUUCUUACUGGUUUUUCUGUAAUGUCUGUGUAUGAAUAAUUUACAAAGGUAUACCUAGAAAAGUCUUUGACCUAAAAUUUGUCUGAAAAACUGUAUAUAUAUAUUUGUGUGUGUUUAUGUGUGUAUGAAAACUUAAGAACAUUGACAAUAACAUGAUCUUUUUUGUUUUUUCAUGCAAACUAGCAAAUUAUACAAAAUAUGACAAAAAUUCCUCAGAAUUAUGGAGCCAAAUGUAUUUCAUUCAUGUAUUUUGUAUUUCAUUUGUAGAAUUUAUGAUGUCUAUUUAUAAUUAUUAAGAAGUAACAGCUUAUCCCAGUAAAAAUAUUGCUCUUUUUUAUUGUUAUUUGAAACACACAAAUAUACCAUAUUGUGCUUAGAAUUCAUUGUUUGAACCUCUAACUUAUUGGAUGGUAAAGUCAUUCAAUUCUAAAUCAAUAAUGAGGAUGUAUCUUCGGGGUUUUACUCCAUUAUGAAUUCCUAUUUUAUGUUUAGUAAAAAGCAAACAGAAUUAUUGUUAGAAAACAAUGCACACAAUAGAAUUUGAGUGACAAGCAUCUGCACAGUAAAUUUCAUCUAUAUCUACCAUAAGCAGUACUGAGGAAUAUUAGAUUUCAUACAAAUAUGUGAAUAGCUUAGAAAAAAUCUCUUCUGUAAUAAAGGGAUGAAAAACCAUGAUCAUGAUCUCGAUUGCUGUUAUCAGUUUCCAUAUGCAGUUAGAAACGUCAUUUCUUCCAGACAUUUUAAUUCUUUGAAUUAAAGAAAAUUUUGAAUUAAAGAAAAGCUGUUUUUGAAGUGGAGAUCUGAUGUAAAUUAUGUUAGUAUUUUUUCUAAAGCACUUUUAAGCCCCUGAAUUGCUAAUUGUAUCCUCAUCUUCUAUUUAUAAAAUUCCUUGUAAACUUCAGAUAAGAGAACUCAAAUCUUCUCUUUUCUAAAAAAAACCUAUGCAAAAAUAGUAUAGAAAUUAUGGAAAAUAAUUCAGUGAAACUUUUUCUAAACGUUAAAAUAGUAUCUAUGAAAUCUAUGUAUUAAUUAUGGGAAAUGCCUUAAUGUUGUAAUUUUGUUGUCAACGAUGAAAUGAAAGUGUGUUGACAUAUUCAUUAAUAGGAAGUUCUAUUAUAAGAAAGAAAUGUACAGUCUUGUUCACAGCUAAAUUCUACCUGACUGUAUUAAUUCUUGGUGUUAUGAAAUUUAAACAAUGUGAUUUAAACCUUAAGAUAAAUCAUCCCCAUACCUGAUUUAUGUAUUUUUUAAUCACAUAUCUUCCUCAGUACAAUGUAAAAACUGUAAAAAAAGAGAUCAUGUUUGUCUUGCUUUCUGUUGACUCCCAGGAACUAGAACCCAGCACAAAGAAUAGAAGGUCAAAAAUGAUACUUUAAUGAAUGAAUAAAUGGGUGGAUAAAAUGGAUAAGCUGAUGUGGUAAACCAAUGAAAAGGAAACUCAUCACAAAAUCUGCAGUUGCAUGAAUCCCCCCUUUCUGGUCUCGGGUUAAGGCUAUAGGCUUAUCCAAGCAGAAUCCUUCCUCAGAGGAAAAGUUUGGCUAUUCCACAAUUUUAGGGGAAAUAUCACAAUAAUAUUGUCUUGAUGCAGCUGUAUCAGAUGUCUGAGUUGGAGACAAGGUAGAACAUCAAAAUUAGAUGGCACCUAAUACAAUAUUUGUAAAAAACAUAUAAACGACUUUGUCUUUUUGAAUAUGUAUUUUUUUAUUGUGAAUUAUACAUUUGUAUUAUGAUAUUUUCUAAUUGAUUAUUACAAAAAAAGGCAUUUCAUUUAAAAAAAUUGAGUUAGUAACCAGCUACUUUACCAAAAUGUUUUUAAUGUAAUACCUGUUAUUAAAGUGAUAACAUUUAUUUAGAAGUCAAGUUCAAGACAAAAAUGGCAAGGACAUGUGGAAAUUGAGACAGAAACAAAGGUGAAACAAUGUGUGGUGAUGUCUGGUAUCUCUCUGCUGGCAGCCACUUCACAGUGAGGUGUGAGAGACAGCAUGGUGGUCAUCAGAUGUGUACACUUGGCUCCCAGCACUUUUCUAGAAGGGCUACAAGGGGACACCACAGUCAGCAUUUGUCCAUGGAGGAGAGAGAGAAGGGAGAAUGUAUCUGCUCAGCUGUCAUUUGACUUCUGUUUCCUAUUGGUCAGGGUUUACCUGAGGCAGAACUACCAUCUCUGUUGUUCUGUGUUAUAUCAUCUAGUCCCUUGGUGGAGGUUAUGGAAGUCAGACCUUAUGCCUACAGUGUGGUGACACAUUCAAGUCCCAAAUGGAAGGAUGAUCUGGAUCAGGCAAGGUGCUGGCCAAUGGAAUCGGAGAUAGUGAAGGGAAUCUAAGAAAGCGCAUGUUUGUGUCCAAUACCACCACGCCUUGUGCCACUGAGACAUGCUUAUGCCCUCCAUUCAUGGCUGGCUUUAUGAGCAUAUGACUUGCACGGUUGCAUAGGGUUUUGUGCUUAUAGGGGUUUGUGCUUAGAGGGACUCUAUGCUUGGAUUAAUGUUCUGCACUUCCUGUUUUGUUUGUCAGACAGAGGAUACUCCUCUGCUGAAGAGGGAAUGGUCUUGCACUAAUCCCAUAGGGGUUUUCUCUCCUGUCUCCUACAGGCUUGUCAGUGACAUGCACAGAGUCCUAUAAUGCCCACUAUGUAUGCUUCUAGCAUCUUUGAAUCCUGCUGGAUCAUCUGGCACAGUGGCCAGAGCAGCUUGGACCGUAGUCUAUAUCUUCUGUAGAGCCCUUUUUUGUGCUAGCUUCCACUUGAGACCGGUAGCCUUUGGAAACUUCGUUAAUGAGUCAGAGCAAUAUUCUCAAAUGUGGAAUAUGUUGUCUCCAAAAUCCCAAUAGGCCUCCAAAACAUAGUGUCUCUUUUGUAGUGAUAGGAAAUAUAUAGAGAAAGCAACACACCGUUUACUUUAAAAAAGAUUUUUUCAACAUGUGGUCUAGGGACACUGAAUGCAUUAAAACAUCACCUAUGCUGUAGGUCCCUGAAUCUUCUCAGGUUUAUUUCUUUUCUUCUGGUAUUUUACUUCCAUUCACCAUUAGAGUAUUUUACUAUAUUUAAGAAACUUGCCACUUCCUGAUUAUUGUGCCAACUACUAUAUUAUUAUUAUUAUUAUUGCUAUUAUUUUGAGACAGGGUCUCAUUCUGUCCUUGAGGCUGGAGUGCAGUGGCAGGAUCACAGCUCAUUACAGCCUCAACCUCUGGGCUCAAGUGAUUCUCCCACCUUGGCAUUGCUAACAGCUGGGACUGCAGGGGCACACCACGAUGCCUGACUAAUUUUUGUAUUUUCUGAAGGACUAGGAUUUCAUCAUGUUUCUCAGGCUGGUCUCAAACUCCUGGGCUUAAGUGAUCUUCCUGUGUCAGCCUCCUAAAUUGAUGGGAUUACAGUCAUAUGCCACAGGGCCCGAUCUGUAAUAUUAUUAAUAUGUUAAAUAAGCAUGAUGUUUUUUAAAAAUGUAAAUUAAACAGAGAACAGAAGUGACAUAGCCAUGAUAUAAAACUGUGAUGCAGUGUUAUUAUUCUUACAAUACAAGGUGAACUGUUUUGAUUUUUCCUCAUAAUGGGUGUAGAUUAAGAACCAUUAACCAAAUCAUGAGCCCACUAAAAAGUACCAGAAGCUCUGCUCUGCUCAGUGAAGACAGCACAUCCUGGAAAGCAUUUGUGAGUCUUGAUUUAGGUUUAUGGUAAUCUGCAUUCAUUCUAUAACCCGUCUGGUUUUGGUACAGGCCAGAUAGGUUUAGUGAAUCGGGUUAUAGAAAGGACUACCAUCCCCUGUAACUUUCAAGUGUUUUGUCAUGGCAGUGACCAGUUCCAUUCCUUAGAGAAUGAGGUUAUUAUAUUUUAUACAUUGUGUUGCCAGUAGAGGAGAAUUUCAGAGCCUUCCCUUUGGUCUUGCUAUAAUAAUGUCCCUUACUCCACAGUUCAGGAAGAAUGUGAGAAUCCUGCCAGCUGCCAUACAUAUCCAUUUCAAUUACAUAUUCAGGAAGAGGUAAUAGCCACAAACUGAUUAGCUCCACCUUGGGAUGGACAUGAGCCAAACUCUAGGUAGCAUCUGACCUUCAAGCACUCCCACUGCAGGCUGGAUGUGAUGGCUCAUGCCUGUAGUCCUACUAAUUUGGGAAGCCAAGGUGGGAGGAUCCCUUGAGAGCAGGAGUUCCCUUUGCAACAUAUGGGAACUCCAUCUCUACAAAAAGUUUUAAUUUAGCUGGUGUGGUGUUGCAUGCCUAUAGUUCCAAAUACUUGGGAAGCUGACGCAGGAGGAUUGCUUGAGCCCAGGGAUUCAAGCUGCAGUGGGCUAGGAUCCUGCUACUGUACUCUAGUUGGAUAACAGAGGGAAACUCUGUCUCAGAAGAAAAAAGUAUAAGUUCUCACUGGUAUCUUAAAUAUCAAGUAAAACAGUAGCAAAUCAAUAAUUAACAAUGUUUGUUUCCUGCCUAUAGCAAACAGGUAAAAUUGAAAGUAGUUAUACAAAUAGUAUAUUAACUCCUAACAAAAUUAACCAAAGACAGUUGUAUUUUCAUCUCCUUUUGUUGUUGUUGUUGUUGUUUUUGAGAUGGAGUCUUGCUCUGUCUCCCUGCUGGAGUGGAGUGGCGUGGCGUGAUCUCAACUAACUACAACCUCUGCCUCCUGGGUUCCAAUGAUUAUCCUGCCGCAGCCACCUGAGUAGCUGGGAUUCUAGGCGUGCACCACCACACCUGGAUAAUUUUUGUAUUUUUAAUGGAGACAGGGUUUCGCCGUGUUGGCCAUGCUAGUUUUGAUCUCCUGAACUCAGGUGAUCCACCUGCCUCGGCCUCCCAAAGUGGUGGGAUUACAGACCUGAGCCACCGUGCCUAGACUGUCAUCUGCUUUUUAUAGGUAAUUAUACUGAUGCAGGCAGUAGUUGUAAAAUGGAGUCUCAGAUCAUAGAUAUAUGAAGCAGGGAAUCUGCUUUCCUGUCUUGGCAGUCUGACUUCAAGAUCCUCUCUUAGAAACCAUUAUAGUGUAAAAACUGAAAAGAAAUAAAAUCCAAGAUUGGAGACUGAUUUUAACAUCUAUUCAUUUUAAACCAUUUAGUAACCAAAAAUAAAUUAAAUAGGGAAAAAUAAACCUGAAUAUUCAUACACAGAGAAGUGUAGACUCUUCAAUGGAAAACACUUUUUUAAGAAUCCAAGGAAAGUUAUAAAAUUUCUGAGUAUUUUAAUUAAAUAACUAAGAUUUAAGUAUUAGACACAAGAGAAUAACUUAGUCAAAGGCCUAAGCCUGAGACAUUAAGUUUGAUAAACAUUGAAAAUGCACUGAAAAACACGAGUAAGAAAAUUAAUUUUUCAUUUUAGAAAUUAUAGGACAAUAAUUUUUCCCAACCACAAGGGGUAUGUAAGUGUGUGUGUGUGUGAACGUGUUUAUGUUAAUGAGCUUGUUAACAUUAAGUUAUACAAAAAUAUUAGUUAGCAACAACCAGAUUUUAAGGAAUAUUGGCCUUCCUGGGCUUCCUAAGAAAACCUUGGAUGCUUUUGAUAGGAAAAGUUGGGAUUCACUCUCCAUAAAUCUGGCAUUGAAAAAAUGAAUCAACAGUGGUCAUGAUUCUAGUUUUGACCAAGCUACAUAUAACAGUUCAGGCAUCCAAUGUAUGAUUUAUGUAUCAGUUUGGAAAAUUUCCCUAACAACUGACAUUGCUGAACAGAAAUUAUGGAGAGGUUAAACAGGAAAAAAAUUGCAAAAUGAUGAAUAAGAAUAUGACUUGAUUUGUAUGCCAGGAAUUGAGAAUUCAGCUUUCACUUCAACAUCAGUAUGAAACAUUUUAUAACAAGGACUUAGUGUUUGAAUAUGAGUCAGUUUGAGCUGUUUUGGAAAUUAUCAUGUUUUCUAUUAAGUCAGCCUUGAACUCAUUCAAUAGCAUGCCCCAGUGCUUUCCAUUUUGACAUACGUCAGAGAAUUUAAAAGGAACCAGAACAUUACUGCACCAUCAGAAAUCAGGUGCACAUAGAAAUUAAGCUCAGGACCUUAAAGGGAAUCUUGUCCAUUGAUAUUAGGCCUGCCUUUAAAAAAUUCAGACAUGGUUUGUUCACUACUAACCAUUUUUCCCAUAACAGUAAUGGUAGAAUUUGUAUUUUCCCAUGGGCACCUUCAUUGUACUUAAAGACUGUUUUCAUAUUUCAACAUAUUAUUUUCUUUGAGUCCCUUUAAGGAGUUGUUAAACAAUGCUGAAAUUUGCCUUACAGUACGCUGUUAACUACUCAUAUUUCUCAAAGUCAUUUGAUGUAAUGAUUGGUUAAAGGAAAUAUGUCUAGCAUAAUUAUAAUUGUUCAUAACAAAACAGUAUUUAAAACUUGAAGAAAAAAUAUUAGGAAGAGUAAUAAAGAAUAUGAAUAAGGGUUGGACAUGGUGGCUGAUAGCUGUAAUCCCAGCACUUUGGGAGGCCGAGGUGGGUGGAUCAUGAGAUCAGGACAUCAAGACCAUGCUGGCUAACAUGGUGAAACCAUGUCUCUACAAAAAAUACAAAAAAAAAAAAAAUUAGCUGGGUGUGAUGGCAGGCCCCUGUAAUCCCAAGUAGUCAGGAGGCUGACGCAGGAGAAUGGCGUGAUUCUGGGAGGCAGAGCUUGCAGUGAGCCAAGAUCGUGCCACUGCACUCCAGCCUGGGUAACAGAGCAAGACUCUGUCUCCACAAAAAAAAAAAAAGAAAAGAAAAGAAAAAAGAAUAUGAAUAAAUAAAUAAAUAAAUAAAUAAAUAAAAUAUGUAACUCAUUAUUAAUAAAUGUGCAUGAAGUCAUGGUCAUGGAAUUUAAAAAGAGUAACAAUUUUUGAAUUAAGAAUACAUUCUGAAACAUUAUAGAAAAAGGCUUAUAAAAUGUUAGGUUUAAUAAUGUUUCAUAUAAAUAUUAAAGUGUAAAAAUUAUUCUAAUGUUACUUAUUUUGGAAAGUGUAUGAAGUAAUGGGAAUGUUCAUACACUGCUCCUAGAAUUGUAAAUCACAGCAGUUAGUUUGUCUGAGUACAGCAUUAUCUGAUUAAGAUGAUGGAUCACAUCUGAAGACCCAGUAUUUGCACCCUUAUCAGAAUACAUAUAGACACACAUGCGUAUCACUGAGUUUUAAUAGCUAAGUUGAGAAGUCUAUCAAAUGUCCAUCAGUGAUAAAAUGGAUAAGUAAAUUAUGGCAUACUUGUACAAUAGAAUACUAUACAGCAAUGAAAAUGAACUGUUGGAAACAAGUGCCCAGAGUAGACAAAAGAAACCAACACUUUGACAGAAAAUUUCUCAGCAAGGCACCUUUACUUUGGCAGAAGGGUGCUGCUUGUGCCUGUUACAAUCCCAAGAGCACACCAAACAAAUGAGGGAAGGAGUUUUCAAACCUAACACAGUUCCUGUUUCUGUGUCCUUCUCCUAUUGGCUGGGGUUGGACCAUGCUAUCUAAACUGAUCCUGAUUGGCUAAGACUUAAACUUUUCCAAAUAGGGUAAAUGCAGGAUAUGCAAAAAGAAGGAAGGGUGUGAGGUAGGGUUGAUUUACAGCAUUUGCAACUUUUGGCCAGAAGGUUGAGUCUUUGAAAGAAAUUUAAUUGUCCCAACAGAACCAACUAGAGCAACAUGUUUACAAAGAACAUAAAUAAAAAGGAAAGUGAACAAAUUUGAACUUCAUAGAUAUGAGAGGAAUUAUUAGGCUUGAAAAAUGAUUCAGUAUAAUUCCAUUUAUAUAAAGUUUACAAAAAUACAUUUUUAAUAAAUUGAAAUUUAUUAAACUGGUGGUGAAAUUCUAAAGUGAGACACAUGAAUGAUUGUCAUAACAAUUGGGAUGGUAGGGAUGGAGGAAACAAAAGGGAAAUGUUAUCAACAAGAAGGCGUAUAUGGAGAGUGUCUGGAUUGCUGGUGAAUUCUACUUUAUGACCAUCAUGUGGAAUCAUGACUCUUAAUGCUAUAAGUUUUUUCUUUACUGUACAUUUAGACCUUAUUACUUUAUAUAUAUAUGUAUGUUAUGUUUCACAAUAAUGAAAAUAUUUAAAAAGUAGAAACAUAUACUAAAUGAAAGAAUAUAAAAUAGGCUGAAAAAACAUUCUUAUAAACAUCAUUGUACUUAAAGUUUUUGCUGAAUAAAGAAGAAUAGAGCAUUAUGAUAGUAAGAAAUCCAAGAUAAAAUUUUAAACUUUUCUUUAAAUUAAUUUAAAAAAGGAAGAGAUAAGCAGGAAGUCUACCUCCACAUUCUUAAUGUUAUUCUUACUUUGAAACAUCAGAUUUUGAGCAUCUGUAUUUUGCUAGACACCUUUUUUCUUCUUUCCAAUUUAAUUAUUUACAACAUUUCAAAGUGGCAGAAAUUAGUGAAUUUCCAAUAAAUUAUAGUUAUACAGACAUUAAAUAUACAUGACAAUUUUUCUAAAUUUAUCCCUAAAUAAAAUAAUUAUACACAUUUUUUACCAUUCAAAGAUUUUAAUACCAUGCAUGUGUACACGUGUGUGAAAAAAAAUUUUUAUAUUACAAAUUUUUUGAAUAUUCAAGAAAAAUUCAUAGAAAGAUAAUUUUGUUAAGCCUUAAAACAUAUGUAGUGUAACUACUUUGACUGCUAUAAUAAAAUCACCCAGAUUUUGUGACCAUAGCUGAGAAUGAAAAUAAGCAGUUGAGAGAAUUUAACUUUAGUGAUGCUAUUAAAAGAUGAAAUGAAGCUUAUACACUUUAUAAUUGCGCAGAGUAUUUGUGUAACUUCAUAUGAAAGUGGAACAAAAAUAAAGAGCCAAAAUGACAGUAUUCUUUGCUGGAGGUCACUUUUGGCAUAAUUUUUAGAAUGCAAUAGAAGAAAAAAAUAGCAAGUAAAUCACUGGAAAUAUGUUGGUUUUAUGUUAUUCUUGAUGAAAUGCUAGUUGAGGGUAUUUGUCUAGGCCUGAUUCUGAGAAUAAUAUAGAAUUCUGAGAAUAAUCAUGCCAGGCAAAGUGGCUCAUGUCUGUAAUCCCAGUACUCUAGGAGGCCAAGGCUGGCCAAUCGCCUGAGGUCAAGAGUUCCAGAACAGCCUGGCCAACAUAAUGAAACCCCAUCUCUACAAAAAAUACAAAAAAAUUGCUGGGUGUGGUGGCAGCCACCUGUAAUCUCAGGUACUUGGGAGGCUGAGGCAGGAGAAUCGAUUAACCAGGGAGGCAGGUGUUGCAGUGAGCCAAGAUUGUGCCAUUGUACUCCAGACUGGGUGGCGAGAUACAUUUCAUCUCAAAAAAAAAAAAAAAACUGUGAAUCUAUGAGGAAGAAUAAUAGUGUUCUCCCACCACCCUUAACUCUAGUGCUUUGAAAAGAAGACCAAAAUCACAUUUAUUAAAUAACAUUCUACCUUUUAGCUGACAUCAUCAUUAUUAUGAUCGUCUACAUUUACAUCUGUCUUAUUAAAUGAUUUAUUUUUGAAAUAUUUACAUACAUAAUUUGGUUAAUGUCUACAUAAUUUCUAAGAGAUAUCAUUGUAGGAAAGUCAUAUUAGUAAACAGCAAAGUUCAAGUCAGGCUGAAUACAUUUAGAUUUAGAAAGUUAAGUGUAGUGUAGUUUAAAAUACAAUGCUUAAAGAAACAAUUAUAGAUGAUAUUAAACUAAUCCAAGUAACACUAUAAAAAGAUUUUGAUUUUAGUAUAAAUAAAAUUGCUUAAUAGGAAAAAUAAAUAAACCAUUUCAUGAUCAAGCUCUUAUUUACAAAGUAAGGAUGUUAGGGCUAAAUAAAUCAAAGAGGAGUAAGCCCUCCCCCAUAUCUUCUCUAUUUCAUUUAGGUAAUGAUGAAAUUUAAAGGCACAGAGCCCCAUUUCUACAACAUAAGCAAAAUGAAAAUUAAUUCACUGAAUACAACAAUGUAGCUGUGGUUGGUGAAAUAUAUUUUAUCUAUUGCAAUGAUAUUUUGAGAUGUAGUUCUGCUCAUUGAGUUUGCCUGUUAGCAGAGUUUGUGGUGAUGACUGAGCAACACACAAGCUAAUAUCCAAAAAAAGCUACUCACGUCAACUUAAUUUCUAGUUUCUUUCAAAUUGAAGGUAAAUUCCAGAACAAAGCUUUUAUUCUAUUCUCUCAGCAAAGUAUUGGGAAACGAAGAAAACCACUACCAUUUUCUUUUCUAACAUACUAAAACAAAAAGCAAAAAAACCCAAAAGUCAAAAACACUUUUAAAAAGAACAUGGUGUUAACAGUAGUUUGUUCAGUUUCUCCCUAGAAAAUGAUUUAUGGAAGGAGAAUAAAAGAUUAUUCUGAACACUAAAAGAAUAAGACUGAAAAAAAUGAAUUAUCAAUAUUGAGAAUCCAAUAGACAGAGUUAACCAGUUAGAUGCAGUAGAAGAGAGAAUAAGUGAAUUGGAAGAUAGCUACACAGAAUGAAGCACAGAGAGAAAGAGAUGGAAAUAUAGAAAGCUAGAGGGUAACACAUUGAGGCUACAGUCACAACACCUAACAUACUUCUGGAGUUCUGUAAGAUUAGAGGAGAGAAAAUAGAGCAAAGAAAUGUUGCAAGUUUUCCAAAAGUGAUAAAAUGUAUGCCUCCAUAUAUUUUUUGUAAUUUCAAACUUCAGGCAUGAUGACUUAAACCAAACUAACAUAAAAUAAUACAGGACAUGGAAGACCAAUAGAAAAUCUGAAAAGUAGCUAGAGGUUGAAGAUAGAGUAUGUUGAAAAGAACUGCAUUCUAAAUACAACCUGAUUUUAACAGAAAAUAUGGAAGCAGGAAUGCAAUAGAAUCUUGGGACUCAUGUCUUCAGUGUGUUUCCAAAGAGUAGUAGACCUUCAAAGACAGGAAUUGAAAAUGAUAUUUUUCAGAUAAAAUAAAAUUACAGAAAAUACAAAGUUGAACUUGCAAGGAGCAAUAAAAAUUAAUGACAAAAAUAAGUGUGUAAUUCUAAAUAAAUGUUGACUGUAUAAAACAAUAGUAUCUUCUUGGAUUGAAUCUAUAAUUAAUAAGAUAUAUGCAAACAGCAAUAAAGAGACUGGAGAUAAAGGUGACAGGAAUAAAUUUAGUCAAACUAUGUUUUUGGCUUUUUUAUGUCUGUGAGGAGAAUGUGAAUGUUAAUCAAGGACCGUGUAAUUUCACACCCAGGUAUACAUAUGCAUAAGAAUUAUAGCAAAUGAUAUGUGAAAGAAUGCUCAUUGUAGCAUUAUUCAUAAUAGCUCAAAAAUAAGCUGCCCAAAUAUAUGUCAAAUAAGGACGGAUAAAUAAUUACAGUAAAAUCAUAAAAUGAAAAAUUAUACAGAAGUGAAAAGAAAUGGAUCACAUGCACAUGCAACUAUGGGGUUAAAUUUCGUAUACAUAAUAUUGAUUCCAGGAAGCCAUGAAUAAGAACAUGUAGGAUUGCACCUAUUAACAGCUCAAAGUGGGCCAAACAAAGCUAUUGAGUUUAGGGUUGCAUACCUUGUUGGUAAAGUAUAAAGAAAAUUUUAAAAAAAAAUCAUAAAUGAUGGAUGUUGCUUAUCACAGGAGAUAUGAAGAAAGGUGUAGGGGAAUGGAAAGUGGCACUGAGGUAAACCUAGACUCUUAGCAGUGUUCCAUGUCUUGCCCUACAUGAUGGUUACAUGACGCAUGAUGGUUUAUGACACAUUGCUAUGUUUUCCAUUUUUGUUUUGGCUCAUUUCUAAGUGUGCAGUCUAGUUAUAAUAUAAAAAUUAUUAAUCAGCAGAAAGUUUCCAUGAAAAUUAUUAUUACUCUGUUCAUUAUAUACUGAAGGGAAAAAUCCACUAUUUUUAUACAUUUAUGUAUAACUCUAAGAGAUUUUAAGUAGAAACUUUCUGAUUUUAGUUGCAACUUUCUGAAACUUGACAUGAUGUUACCUGCCAAUCCCAGAUUUUUCAGUAGGUUUUUCUUUUAGGUUUAAUUAUCCACUUCAUGUGACAAAACUUUGACAUUCUCUAUAUAUUUUUCCCUUGAAUCCUGAAUUCCUGACACAACAAGAGUGGACAUGUUUCCCACACUCUUAGUUUAGCAGAGUGCCUAUAUCAGUUAGGUUUUUCUGCAAGAGAAAAUCCUCCAAAACUGCUUUAGAUAUUUGUGUCUCGUAUGUCUUUGGAUUUCAUUUUUCUAAGCUAGGUUUGGUGGAUGGCUCUGGUGACUGGAGAUGGGCCAUGUACUGCAUCUUGAAGCUAGUUUGGCUGAUUUAGGCCAGAUAAGGCAGUAGCAUUCUGACUCCAUUAGUUUCUCAUUCUUUUUCUGGGAAUAGUGUACUGGCCAGAUGAUGUCCUCAUGGUAAAUGGAAAAGAGCAAGAAACUCCAAUAUGGAAGCCGUCUUAAAUCUCUGUGUAAAGUCUACUAAUUUGCUGUUGACUGAAGCAAAUUACAUGAGUGAAUUCAGAGUCCAUGGUCAAGGUAGUCUCCCUGCCUGUGGUGGGAGGAUACUGCAGGAUUAUAUGAAAAAGUGUAGAGUACUUUGAAAUAUUUACAAAAUUGCUGAAUAUUUUAAUUAAAUAAUUAAUAUUUAAACAAAAAACAGACUUGAGACUAAAUUUAUCAAUGGCCUAAACAUGAGAAACAUGUUUGAUAAAUAUUAUUCAUUGUCUGACAACCCUGAGUGGAAUAUGAGUAAUUCCAGCUGGAUGACCUCCUGGAAAUUCAUUUUCCGUUUAGGGAAUUAUAAGAAAAUAAUUCCUUUCAUCCCCUAAGGGUGUGAGUGCAUGUGUGUCUAUGUGUUUAGGAGCUUAUUAACAAGGAUGUCAUAUAAAUUUAUUGGUUAUCAGAAACCAGAUUUUCAGAUGUAUCGGCCUCCCAGGGCUUUCCAAGAUAACCUUGGAUGAUUUUGAUAAAAGGUUUAGAAUCUGGUAUUUAAAUCUGGCAUAAAAAUAAAUCCAUAUUUGUAUGAUCCUAGUUAUGACCAAGUUCCUUUAACAAUUUAGACAUUUACUGUAUGAUAUAUGUAUUUGGUUUUAAAAUUUCCCUAAGAAACAACUGAAGAUUCUGGAUUCAAAUUAUGGAGAGGUUAAACAAGGAAAAAAAUUGCAAAACAAUGAAAAAGAAUAUGGCUUUAUUUGCAUACUAACAUAUGAGAAUUCAGUUUUCACUUCAACAUCAGUAUAAAAAAAUUCAGCAUGUAGCAGGGACAGAUAGUAUUUGAAGAGGAGUGAAUUUGAGCUGUUUUGAGAAUAACAAUGUUUUCUAUUUCUAUGAAGACAGCUUUGAACUCAUCCAUUAGCAUAUGCUGGUGCUUUCCUGUUGACAUUAGUCACAGAAUUUAAAGGCAGAAAAUGUUAUUGCACAUUUAGUAAUCAAGUGUUUAUCGAAGUUAACGUUUGGAUAUUAAGGGUAUCAGAACCAGUGUUAUUAAGACUGCAAUUUUUUUCUUUUUGUCUGUUCAAACAUGGUAUAUUUUCUGCUCAUCAUUUUAUCAAUUCUGGUAGUGUUUGCAUUUGUUCUCAGAAAUUUUUCCAAUGACUUCAUAGCUCUAGUAAAUGUCAUUGACUGGGUUAAGACAUGAAAGAUUUCCUCAGCUGACCAAAUUCUUACUGCUGUGGUGGUCUCCAGAAUUGGUUUACUCUGGGUCAUAUUAUUACAUUGGUAUGCAAAUGUGUUUAAUUCAGCUUUAUAUAGUUCAGAAGUAGGAAUUGUUGCUUCUAAUAUCUCAGCAAUAAUCAACCAUUUCAGCAUCUGGCUUGCUGCUAGCCUCAGCAUAUUUUAUUUGCUCAAGAUUGCCAAUUUCUCCAACCUUAUUUUUCUCCACCUAAAGAAGAGAAUUAAGAGUGUUGUUCUGGUGCUACUGUUGGGUUCCUUGGUAUUUUUGAUUUGUAAUCUUGCUGUGAUAACCACGGAUGACAGUGUGCGGACAAAAGAAUAUGAAGGAAAUGUGACUUGGAAGAUCAAAUUGAGGAAUGCAAUACACCUUUCAAACUUGACUGUAACUAUGGUAGCAAACCUCAUACCCUUCAUUCUGACCCUAAUAUGUUUUCUGCUGUUAAUCUGUUCUCUGCAUAAACAUCUCAAGAAGAUGCAGCUCCAUUCCAAAGGAUCUCAAGAUCUCAGCACCAAGGUCCACAUAAAAGCUUUGCAAACUGUGAUCUCCUUCCUCAUGUUAUAUGCUAUUUACUUUCUGUGUCUAAUCACAUUAACCUGGAAUCUUUGGACACAGCAGAGCAAACUUGUAUUCAUGCUUUGCCAAACUCUUGUAAUCAUGUAUCCUUCAUUCCACUCAUUCUUCCUGAUUAUGGGAAGCAGGAAACUAAAACAGAAGUUUCUUUCAGUUUUGUGUCAGGUCACAUGCUUAGUGAAAGGACAGCGACCCUCAACUCCAUAGAUUCACAAGGGGAGCAUCGUGUGUCUUUUAGCAGAAAACAAAGUGAUGGUGUCUUGAACAUUUUAUAUUUCUAUCAGUUUUUCCAUAGUGUAUGUGAGUAAUUUCAGAAUAGAUACCUAUAAAAGUCUUACAUAUUAUAUAUGGUUGUAUAUGUGUGUAUAUGUGUGCAUGUGUAUAAAUAACAACAUUGAUCAUAAAUUAUGAAGCUGAGUAUAUUUCACAUAUAUAAUGUAUGUGUAUUUUAUUAUAGUUCAUUGUAUAAUAUUUCAUUUGAAGAUUUUAUUCUCUCUUUUUAUAAUUGGGAACUUACAGCUUUUAUCAGGAAAUUAUUGCUGUUUUCCAUUGCAAUUAGUACCACAUAUAUGUACUUAACUAUCAUUGGUGAACCCCUCAUUGUUUGGAUGGUAAAGAAGUUCAAUUCUAAAUCAAUGAUGAGAAUGUAUCUUUGGGGUAGGUUUUAUUUCAUUAGGAAUUCUUAUUUUAUGUUUAGUAGAAAGCAAAUAGAAUUGUUAGCUAA